Molecule: messenger RNA, 2445 nt
Organism: Dichotomopilus funicola
Lineage: Eukaryota; Fungi; Ascomycota; Sordariomycetes; Sordariales; Chaetomiaceae
Product: MIF4G like-domain-containing protein
Exons: 4
Coding region: 1-2445 (814 amino acids)
Biological process (GO): nuclear-transcribed mRNA catabolic process, nonsense-mediated decay; mRNA export from nucleus
Cellular component (GO): nucleus; nuclear cap binding complex
Molecular function (GO): RNA cap binding; mRNA binding
Source: RefSeq, a predicted model, not a curated record
AUGGCCGACUACGAUCGCAGAGGUGGCGGCAGCCAUAACCCCAAGAAGCGCCGUUUUCGAGAUGAUGAUGAACACGACCGCCGCGGUCCCCGCCGACGUUUCGAUGCCCCGCCCCACGUGCGCGUGCGCAAACAGCUCAUCGCCAUCGCCGAGAACCCCAUGCGCCCGUGGCACGAGGAAGUCCAGAGCAUAGCGACGCUCUUUACCGAUAACUGGGAGGACGAACUGCUGCGGGGCAACUUUGUCGACCUGGUGCUACAGCUAGCCGUCGAGCAGCCUCUCAAGACACCUUUCGUUGCGGCCGUUGUGCUGCUUGCCAACACCACCCGGCCGGAGGUCGUGGAUCUGCUUUUGGCGAAGAUUGUUGCGUUGGUGGAGGAGAAAAUCGGUAGCGGGGAGUGGAGAGAUGUGAAGCUCUACUUGAAGCUGCUGGGGUGCCUACAAAACUGCUUGGAUGGCGAGGGUGUGUUUCCCGUGCUGGAGGAGCUUUUUGCGCGGGCGGUGGACUUGCAAACGGCGAGUUCGGAGGAUACGAUUGGCACAGAAAUUGUCAAGAUUAUCCUGCUGACGCUCCCAUACGUUAUGGCCGCUGCUCCCGGGCAGUGGGUGCAAAAGGCAGCGGACCUCAUGGAGAAGACCGAGAUUAUCGCUUCGGAACCACAGACCCUUCAAGCGCUCAUCGAGCCGUAUCAGCCCGAGGGGGAGGAACCGAAUCCACCCCAAUCACAGAGCUUGAUCGGACUUCUGCAGAGCCAGCUCCAGAACGAGGCAAACAAUGGCUGGGCGUUAUCCUGUCUCCCAAGGCCCUGGGAUCUUCCCAUCGAGGAGGUUGAGCAGCGAUCCAAGCUCGACGACGCUACCAAGCAUGCCCUCCCCACCAUUACCAUCCCAGAGGCGGUCGUUGCCGGCCCACGGCCGCUGUUCCCGGAAAUCUACUUCUCAGUUUACGCCAACCAGGAGGUCGAGUCCGUACCGCCUCUUAACAACGUGGCCGCGUCGUUGAUUCGGGACGCACUAGUGGACACCAUCAACGUCCUACACUUCAACCGCAACAUCACCGCGCGGCACUUGAUCGACCUGGAUUGCUACUUCUCUCCCCGGACGUUUGCGGCGCGAGCCACCCCCUUCGAUAAGCUGCGGGAAAUUGGCCCGAACAAGUCUACGUGGAAGCCAGAGGAUGUUGCGGUGGAUGCAGUAUUCUCGCAGCUCUUUCAACUGCCAACUCCGGAGCAGAAGCUGGUUUACUACCAUUCUGUUCUCACUGAGUCGUGCAAGCUCGCUCCAGCUGCGAUUGCUCCGAGCUUGGGUCGUGCUAUCCGCUAUCUGUAUCGGAAUACGCCACGCCUUGAUCUUGAGCUCUCAUCCCGCUUCAUGGACUGGUUCGCCCACCAUCUCAGCAACUUUGGGUUUACGUGGAAAUGGACCGAGUGGGUGGAUGAUGUUUUCCUGCCGGACGCACAUCCUCAUAAGGCGUUCAUUGCUGGCUCGCUCGAUAAGGAGAUUCGCCUCAGCUUCGCCCAGCGCAUCAAGAACACACUACCAGAGCCGUACAAGGCGCUUAUUAGCCCCGAAAAGGAGAAGGAUAUGCCAGACUUCAAGUUUGCUAACGAUGAUACCCCUUUCGCAGCUGAGGGCCGUGAGAUUGCCGGCCUUUUGAAGCGCAAGGCCGAGGACGAGGAGAUUGACGCCAUCAUCCAGCGUAUCCAAUCCCAAGCCAUUGACCGAGAGAUUGACGCACUAGUAGCAAGCACCGAUGUUUUUGUCACCUGCGUCUUGCGCGUGGGUAGCAAGUCGCUCUCGCACGUACUCGCCGCGAUUGAGCGGACCAAGGACCGCCUUGCUGAUGCCGGUGCUGCCUCCGACGCUGCGCGUGCUCAAAUUAUCACCGCCACCAUGGCCUACUGGUCCGCCCACCCGGGCGUCGCCCUCUCCAUCAUCGAGAAGCUGCUCAACUACAGCAUCCUCACGCCAGAGACGGUUAUUACCUGGGCCCUGGUCAGCCGUGCGGGUAAUACACGAGGCGAAGCGCUCUCGAUUGCCCACAUUUACGAGAUGGUGUUUAACACCGUUAUCAAAGUCACGGGCCGCGUGCGGCAACUCGUAGUCAAGCCGUCUUCCCCCGAUGACGCCGACGAGACGGAGACACGAGACCGUGAGAUCAAGUCCAUGCGCAACCUGUUCGCUGCCAUUGAGGACGCCCUCGCGUCAUGGGCGACAGGCAGCAAGGAUGAGAUGAUCGAGGCGAGUGAGGGUGAAGGCAACAGCGAAGGAGAGAAGCUAGUGCGGCAGUGGGGGGCGAGAUGGCUGCGGGUGUUCCGCAGGCGUGCAGCUAUUGAAGAGGCUUUCCUUGUAGAAGCUGAGAAGGAACGUGCGAGAAAGGCCGCUGAGGUGAAGCAGAACGGCGAUGCGCCGCAGGCGAUGGAUGCCGAGGCGGAGAUUCAGUGA